AUGGACAUCAUCAAGGUUUACGGGUUCCCCAUGAAUGAGGCCUGGAUGGUCCAAGAGUGCGUCAGACUGGGAUUCUCCAACCCAGAAGACGAUGUCUGUGGGGAAGAGCUCGACGUUACGCCUGUCUUUUACUUGAUCAUGGAAAGGAGUGGCAUUAAAGGGCUCCACAUGAAUUGCGUUUACGUCGAUCUGGAAGCCACCUCGCACCCCGAAGUUGGAGCGUCGUCUGGAAGCGUUCCUUCGGCUGGCAAACGUCCCUCUAAUGAAACCCGCCAUGUAUGCUGCGGUGGAAGGAGACUUGCCGAGGAUUUUGCGAGGGGUGGAUCAAGCGCCGCCCUGGAUAGAAAAGCUGAGGGUAGAGAGCUCUCCAUUGUAUCGGCCGCCCAAGGUCAACGAUCAUCAGAUGAACUGGUUUGCGGCUUCAUUGAAAGCCAUCCCUCUUUAUGUCCGAGACUUUCGAUCUUUGCCGUGUCCAUAUGUCCUGUUCUCGAAGUUUCUUCCUUGUAUCUUUCACUAUGCCUACUUUGUCGUCCUUACCGCUUCACUCUUUCCAACCUCGUGCUGUCAUUUGUCCUCAUCUCCAAGACUCUGUCACGGUCAUUAUCCCACUUCCAGUCCCCACACGCGCUCCUGCCCGUCACCGAUAUCGUCUAG
This is a messenger RNA of Laccaria bicolor S238N-H82, 654 nucleotides long. RefSeq lists its product as uncharacterized. NCBI's taxonomy places the organism in Eukaryota, Fungi, Basidiomycota, Agaricomycetes, Agaricales, Hydnangiaceae. The record is from RefSeq and is a predicted model, not a curated record. The transcript has 4 exons. Bases 1 to 654 code for a protein of 217 amino acids.